AUGGCCAAUUUACCUAGCGUUGUGAUAAAUAGCAGCUGGGCGCUGUCUGGAGACGUAUCGUACCAGGGAGUCAUCAAUGACACACACGGCCAGCGGAAUGACAGCAUGGCAACUGUUUCCGAGGUCAUCAACUACGGUAUUAUAGUGUUCGGAGUUUUUGUUAUCACUGCCACGAUACUAGGAAACAGCUUGGUAAUAUUAGCCAUAAUUGUUGAUAAAAAGUUACGACGUGUUGGAAACAUAUUUAUUGUGAACUUAGCAGUGAGUGAUAUUUUAGUUGGUGCUAUUGUCUCACCUCUCUCACUCGUGUAUCAGAUAACGGGUGAAUGGCCCUUUGGACGGCAACUAUGUGACCUUUGGAUCUCUGUUGAUAUCAUUUGUUGUACAGCUAGUAUACUCAAUCUUUGUGUAAUUAGUUAUGACCGUUAUAACGCUAUAUCACAGCCCCUGAAAUAUGCCAAACACAGGACUACACGACGGGCGCUUACACUGGUCACCCUAGUAUGGCUGUACUCGUGUUGCAUUGCAUUGCCUCCCUUACUCGGUUGGAGUAAACCUACGGAAAUGACCUCACACGGCCUCAACAAUUGCCAAGUCACUCGCCAUGUGGGAUAUACAUUUUAUUCAACGAUAGGAGCAUUUUACUUGCCAUUGUGUAUAAUGGUAUGUUUUUAUGCCCGUAUAUUUGUGGUUACUAGCAGCAGGGGCAAGCAAUGGGUACGAGGUCCAGGUUCGAGUUGUAGGUUCCAGCGCCGACGAUCUCGCAACAAACGAGACAACGAAAACAGUAAGGUGGUGUGUUGUUUGCCUUGUCCCUGUCGAUCUAAGCAGGAAAAUGAAAGUAGUAAAUCUGUUACAACUCAGACAGAUCGCUCCAAUACUCGAAACUCUUCUCUGUCAUCCAGCAUUAGAAGAAGUACCUUUGAUUAUUCGUCCACGGUUCAGUCCGAUCUCCAUCGUAAGGCCGUAAUGUUCUCCCCACGUGCUAGUACGGCUAGUACAAGUACUGGGGAUGUCGUGCUAGAGAUUACACAGGGACGUAGAAAACAGACAAUUCAUCGUCGAUUGUACCGACAAAUCUCAAAUCCGAACAGUGAUUCAAGUUAUACCACAUCAACGACGACGUCGACCACUGCUGAAACGUCGUUCUCGGAAUCCUCGUCUGCUGGUUCAGACACACGGACUUCAAGACGCGCUUCAAACGUCAUUUAUAACUUAUUAGCUGCUAACAUUAUGGCUGCAGAGAUUCUGCGGGAUAGUGUAAAAGGAGUACAAUUUGCGCCUCAACAUCGUUCGCCUUUACUCAUAGAGGAGGAAAUAAGACCGGAACCGUUGAUUCCUAAAGAAACUGUGCGCGCAACUCGCCGGAAGCGGAAAAACGUAUCACUUCCUCACGAAAAACGUGCUGUUAAAACAUUAGGAAUUGUUGUUGGUUGUUUUAUUUUCUGUUGGCUCCCUUUCUUUGUCGUAACGAUUAUUGUUCCCUUGUGCCAAAAUUGUAACGUGAGCCCAAUCGUGACCGGUAUAGUGCUAUGGUUAGGCUACUGUAACUCAGCCUGUAAUCCUAUUAUAUAUACCUUCUUCAACGAAGAUUUUAGACGUGCCUUCAAAAAACUGACCACAUGCGGAAAAGCAGUGUCGUCACCUAUAUAUUUAUGA
This is a messenger RNA of Mizuhopecten yessoensis (Yesso scallop), 1659 nucleotides long. Its product is annotated as 5-hydroxytryptamine receptor 1D-like. Gene Ontology annotation, biological process: adenylate cyclase-activating adrenergic receptor signaling pathway. The record is from RefSeq and is a predicted model, not a curated record. Gene Ontology annotation, molecular function: G protein-coupled receptor activity. The transcript has a single exon. Gene Ontology annotation, cellular component: membrane. The coding region runs from base 1 to 1659 and encodes 552 amino acids. Lineage: Eukaryota; Metazoa; Mollusca; Bivalvia; Pectinida; Pectinidae.